UCCAGAGAGCUACUUAGGCUGAGCGACAGGUAAAUAACAAGCUAUAUCUCCACUUGGAAAUUAAAUACUUAAACAUUGGGACGACGUAUUUGCCAAGUUUGUCACUCCAGGCAUUCCGUAGUCACCCAGGAUUUAGUAAGCGUCUGGCGACGUGCAAAGGUCAGAUUGAAAGUAGGUGUGCUGUACUACUCAUGGGGGUUUGAGUAGUCACAAGCUAGUUAAUUGCAAAGUAGCCUUUUUGGGGGAAUGUCAUCCGCACGAAACGUUACGCGGUUUUGGGAAUGGGGGAAGAAGAUUAUCUGCGUGGGAAGGAACUACGCUGACCAUGCCAAAGAGCUGAAAAACGCAGUACCCACGGAACCUGUACUUUUCCUGAAGCCGCCCUCGGCGUACGUGAAAGAGGGUUCUCCUAUUCUGGUUCCCCACUACUCCAGCAACCUCCACCACGAGGUCGAGCUUGGAGUAGUCAUUGGCAAAGGGGGCACAGCGAUUCCUCGCACGUCGGCUAUGGAUCACGUAGCCGGUUACGCGCUCUGUCUGGACAUGACCGCGAGGGACAUCCAAGACGAGUGCAAGUCCAAAGGUCUGCCCUGGACACUGGCCAAGGCGUUCAAUACCUCCUGUCCGGUCAGCGAGUUUGUCCCCAAGGAGAAGAUCCCGGAUCCCGGGAACGUCCGGAUCUGGCUAAAAGUCAACGACCAGCUGCGCCAAGACGGCAGCACCUCCCAAAUGAUCUUCUCAAUCCCGUUCCUCAUCAGCUACAUCAGUGAGAUUAUCACCCUUGAGGAGGGUGAUCUCAUCCUGACCGGGACCCCCAAGGGCGUCUCGAACGUGCAGGAGCACGACGAGUUGCAGGCCGGGAUUGAAGAUAUUGUCAGCAUGACAUUCCGAGUCGACAGACUGUGAUCCCAUCGAUUACCAGUAUAGUUUUUCAUAAAAGGACGAUCUAGCUAAUUUUUUUUAACAUUGUCUAAUUAUGGGCAGUAUUUCAAUUGAGCUUAAACAGGUGGAUAUCAAUUUUUUAUUUACUUUUUCGUACAAUAAAUGCGUAAUCAUAUGGAAAAUGGGCAAAUUACAACACCCGUAUUAACAAUUAACUUAUGAAUAAUGGGAGUGGGACACCAUGUUUGAUGUCUGAAUGGAAAAUUAAAUCCGGAAUAAAUGUUAUCACAUUUCA
Molecule: messenger RNA, 1177 nt
Organism: Anguilla rostrata (American eel)
Lineage: Eukaryota; Metazoa; Chordata; Actinopteri; Anguilliformes; Anguillidae
Gene: fahd1
Product: fumarylacetoacetate hydrolase domain containing 1
Exons: 1
Coding region: 247-906 (219 amino acids)
Cellular component (GO): mitochondrion
Molecular function (GO): acetylpyruvate hydrolase activity
Source: RefSeq, a predicted model, not a curated record